AUGCGCGGCGCCACUAUCCUCAAGACCUCCGACGACAAGACCCGCGCCCUGAACAAAAACACCCUGAUGGCCUUCUCCGGCGAAGCAGGCGACACCAUCCAAUUCGCCGAAUACAUCCAAGCCAACAUCGCACUGUACACGAUGCGCAACGAGACAGAUCUGGGGCCCAGCGCGGUGGCGAGCUUUGUGCGUGGCGAGCUGGCUCGGUCGUUGCGGAGCCGGAAGCCCUAUAACGUCAAUCUCUUGUUGGGCGGCGUCGACCCCAUUUCCAAGCAGCCCAGUCUGUACUGGUUAGAUUAUCUGGCUAGCAGUGCGCAGGUGCCCUAUGCGGCUCAUGGCUAUGCUCAAUACUACUGCCUGUCGAUCCUGGACAAGCACCACCACCCAGACAUCUCAUUCGAGCAAGGCAUGAAGAUCCUGCGCAUGUGCACGGACGAGCUGCAGCGUCGUCUGCCCAUUGAUUUCAAGGGCAUGACGGUCAAGGUGGUCAAGAAGGACGGCAUUGUGGAUCUCGAGUAUGACACCAGCAAACAAGUUAUGGCUGCUUAA
This is a messenger RNA of Exophiala bonariae, 549 nucleotides long. It is a transcript of the gene PCB4, whose product is annotated as putative proteasome subunit beta type-4. The coding region runs from base 1 to 549 and encodes 182 amino acids. NCBI's taxonomy places the organism in Eukaryota, Fungi, Ascomycota, Eurotiomycetes, Chaetothyriales, Herpotrichiellaceae. Gene Ontology annotation, biological process: proteasomal protein catabolic process. The transcript is spliced from 2 exons. Gene Ontology annotation, cellular component: nucleus; proteasome core complex, beta-subunit complex; proteasome core complex. The record is from RefSeq and is a predicted model, not a curated record.